This is a messenger RNA of Gadus chalcogrammus (walleye pollock), 10475 nucleotides long. RefSeq lists its product as uncharacterized. The transcript has 4 exons. The record is from RefSeq and is a predicted model, not a curated record. NCBI's taxonomy places the organism in Eukaryota, Metazoa, Chordata, Actinopteri, Gadiformes, Gadidae. The coding region runs from base 9308 to 10249 and encodes 313 amino acids.
UGUAAGGUGGUGUAAAAGGCACCCUUUUUUGCAAGUGUACCCUGGAGGGUUGCGCAGCCCUCGGCCAUUUUCUCAGUAAUAUGAGUAACUAAUGAGUUGCAUAACGUGAAUGUAUUGGGAGUGUUCUGCUAAAGUCUUAAUGUAUUUUGGUGAAGUUCAGAGGGGAGUAUGUAGCCGAGCUAAAUUUAAUUUGAUUUUGUUUUAUUUUUUUAUCAUUGUUCAUACCUUUUUUAUUGUGAACUCCACCAAAUAUUGGUUCCUAAGUAAGUUGAUUUCGUUGUUUCAUAUGGCAUGCCUUUUGUUUCCCUGGGGAGUGGUUUGGCGUUGCACCUGUGUGUCUAGCGUCAGUGAGCGCUGAUGCACGGAGCUGGUGAAUUCCGUUUGUGUCUCUCCGUUAGAUUUUUAUGUUAACCCCUUGUUUGUUGCCCUUGAACGGCUGUGGUGGUUCACACUGCUUUGCGACGUGCUUUUAGACACGCGGGAGAAAGUCUGGUGCGUAGACAAUUUAAUUGAACUGUUGGAAGGGUGGAUUUUGAUUAACUCGUAACCUAGCUUGAGCCGGUGGUAGCUUAGUUUUUUUCCCGCCUUGAUAUUUCAAAUGCGGUUGUUUUAUCCGGUAUGUGUGGUCAAUUGUUUGCUUCCUUUGUUUUGUAGAGUGGAGAGUGAUACCCCGGAUUGUGUGUGACGCCCGUGUUGUUUUGUCUCCUUUGGAAAGGUAUGCCUGUUAUGUGCCUUGUUUAUGGUAAAAUAUGUAAAAUGAGUGUGAGGAAAAUGACGAUUCUAUUAUAUUUUAUUUCCUUUAUUAGUGUAUAUAUUUAAUAUACUGUCUUUUUAUUUUAUUUAUUUAUUUGAGAUCAUUUUAUGCUUUGUUUACAUUUUUAUAAUUUAUUCCCUGCAUGUAUUCAUUGAAAGUCACAGGAUAUAUUAAGCUAGCGUGAGUGAGUGAGCGCUGAUGCACGGAGCUGAGUGGAGAGUGAUAUCCCGGAUUGUGUGUGACGCCCGUGUUGUUUUGUCUCCUUUGGAAAGAAUAAACCUCCAGUACUCGACUCCUGUGUGUGCCUCACUCAAAGAUACAAGACACAACACAGAAAGACAUCGGUUACACAUGUACCAAGGAAGGUCCCCGUGGCCUUGAGAGACAAAGUAAAGGCAGAACUGAGAAGAAUGGAAAAACCUGGACGUCAUUGAAAAAGUAACAGAACCCAGGCCGUGGGUAAGCAGCAUGGUCACAGUAUGGAAACCAGAAAAACUGAAAAUCCGGAUAUGCAUGGACCCCAAGGACUUGAAUGCCGCUAUUGAAAGGGAGCACUACCCCAUGAGGACGAUCGAAGAAGUGAUGGCUCGGAAGGCUGGAGCAAAAGUGUUCAGCACACUAGAUGCUCAAUGUGGAUACUGGCAGGUCAAGUUGGACAAAGAAAGUUCAGCGCUGUGCACCUUUAACACCCGUUUCGGUCGCUACGCAUACAAAAGGCUACCCUUGGAAUAAACACAGCUGGAGAAAUAUAAUAUAAAUUAAGUCUACUUCAGGAAAAGUGGCAGGUGCUUCUUGAUGAAAAGGAGCUUCUCUGCUUUGUCACAUGAAAGUCUGUUCCUCUUCUCAUCGAUGACAUGAGAAGCAGCGCUAAACUCUCUCUUGCUAUCGGUGCUUGUGCAUGGAGCAGACAAGUAUCUAGGAUGGGAACAGAGAAUCAAAACAGUUAUCUCAUAGCAUCGACAUUGUAGGCUAUCUGUUUUUUGUAGGUCUUUUUAUUUUUAUUGAUGGCAUGUUUUUCUUUUCUGCCUAAGAAAUAAUUACAUUUUUGAAUGUCGGUAUAUGCCUUCUAUUUUUACACACUAUAGUAUAUAAGUAUAGUAUAAUAGUUCAAAAUAUAUAGCCUAACAAGAACUUUAUGAAUAACAUAUUUAAUUCCAUUUCCUAAAUAGCUAACCUGCGUGCCGUCUGUGCCAGGUCGGGAAAGCGGCCUUGAUUUGCCCUCCAAUAUCCGAGAGGGUUAAUGCUCCUGGGGAUGGGGACUUCUGAUAGAAAAGCAUCCAGCUGUUGAGCUUGUCUUCUGACUGGUAUUUGGAUUGCUCUCUUGGAGAAUCUCUUCGAACAUGUCAGACAGUAAGCAGGUGUUGACACUAUGGUUUCAAAAGCACUUGCCCAUCGGGCAAGUACAGGUCAGGUUCAACUUGCCCGAAUGUGAUGUUCACUUGCCCAAAUUAUAAUCAGAAUCGUGAACAGGCCUCUUUUUGCCAGGCACGCGGCCUGGUUUUCGGGGGGCUCAGAAAAAUCAUCCUAGCUCAGACUGAGGCUGAAUGUUAGCUUCCACACAUGUUGUGUUUAAAAAAUAAGAAACUUCUCUUUGUUUACUUAUUUAGAGAGCGGUCACAUCGUGCCAUGAAGUGAUUUCAGUCCACCGUUGUAACCUAUUAAAUCUAACGCCAAGUUAUAUGUAGACCUGCAUGAUUUCAUGCAAAUUUACUUAAAGGAGCAUUUCACUGGUGGAGGCAUGAAUAUGUAUUGAAAUUGGGUCCUAUAUGUAGUCGGAUAAAAAAAUAAAAUUCUAAUUUGGUGCCGUCUUGACCGAGAAAAUGCAGAAAGUGAUUUUUUUGUGCUUAUGGAUGGAAGACAACAACUCCCACCAUGCACCACGAUGCACUGCUUUGCUGGCCACUCCCGCUGAUCUAGAUCUCCGCCUAUCGGACACCUCAGUGGCUGUUCCAUCUACCAAGCUGAUACCGCAAGACUGCUUGAUAAUCAUUUCACAAAACAUUUCGGUAACACUUUAGUUUGAUAGUCCACUGUUGACACUCAACAAGCCAUCAGUAGAUAUGCAGUUGCAUGUCAACAGUGAAUGAGUUGACAUUCAACCGAACUAUCUCAACUGAUAAGCAACAUGUAUUCAACUAACUGUAAGUUAACUAUAAGUUGCACUAUUAGUAGAUGGUUAGUUGAUAUUUGACAGAGCUUGUUCAACAGAUAAGAAACAUGGAUUCAACUAACUGUCUGUUAACUAUAAGUUGCGCUAUUAGUAGAUGUUGUUUUGUACACGUAGCAUGCAUUCAACUAACUGUCAGUUAACUAUUAGUUGCAUUAUUAGUAGAUGGUUAGUUGAUAAUCAACAAAGCUUUCAACAGAUAAGAAACAAGCAUUCAACUAACUAAGUUAACUACACGUUGCAUUAUUAGCUGGCGUUUAGUUGAUAUUCAACAGUGAGUUAGUUGAUACUCUACAGAGCUUGUCAACAAAUAUGUAACAUGCAUUCAACUAAGUGUUAGUUGACUAUAGUAUAUUUUUAUUUCGUUCAUUUGUUUUUACAAAAACAGUCUGCAACAGACAUUGUGCUUUUUACUACAUGUUCUUUACAAAUAUUCAACUAUCAGUUGAGUGUCAACUUCUAGUAAGUUGACUAUCAACUGCUGUUAUUAACCAAUUCUCAACUUACGUUUCAUAUGGAUCAACUUACCCUCCACUCACAAGGAACACAUCUAAUGAAUGAACAUUCAACCCUCUGUUGAUCAGAUAUGUUCAUUGUAAAAUAAAGAUGAGAAUAUUUUAUCAAUCAAUAGGCACCCUGUGUAGGUGACAACCUGUUGAUUGUCAUAUGACUGUCGACAAACUAUCAGUCAAUAUUCAACUAAGCAUUAGUAGAGAGGUCUUAGGACUGUCAAAUUAAAGUGAAAACAGUUUAGUGUCUACACACUAUUAACAGAGCAAAACAGAGAAAAUAGUUCAUUCUCAACAAACUAUCAGUCGAUGUUCAACUAAGCAUUAGUAGAGAGGUCUUAGGACUGUCAAAUUAAAGUGAAAACAGUUUAGUGUCUACACACUAUUAACAGAGCAAAACAGAGAAAAUAGUUGAUUCUCAACAAACUAUCAGUCGAUGUUCAACUAAGCAUUAGUAGAGGUCUUAGGACUGUCAAAUUAAAGUGAAAACAGUUGAGAACAGUAGCGGUCUACAAACUAGUAACAGUACAAAAUAGAGACAAGUUUUGCUCAACUGAUCAGUAAAACUGGAUGACCGCAAAGUGAAAUAAACAACACAUAAGCAGCAUAUCAGAGAAGAAAGCAACUUUAUUAUUUAAAAAAAACUAAGAGUCAAAAGAAACAAGAAUACUAUAUACCGUUUGAACAAAUAAAACAAAAACAUUUUUUUUUUUUUAAAUAAACUAAGAGUCAAAAGAAACAAGAAUACUAUAAACCGUUUGAACAAAUAAAACAAAAACAUUAUUUUUUUUUUUAAAUAAAUAAACACUUUCCCCUUUCUCCUCUGUCCAUUUCAGCCUCAGCCUCUUUUGGUGAAUGGUAUCAGUUUCUUUUUCUUUUUAAGUUCAUCAAUCUUCAAAGAAAGCUCUCCAACUAUUUUUGAGUCGCAGACCUUUGAUAAAUGGAGGAGCGUCUUUUUGCCCUUUAUCUCCUCCAGGACACUUCUGUCAGCUAUGUACAGUUCCGCGAUUGCGGCGGUGUCCUUCACAGCAUUUCUUGAGACGCCUGCCUUUGCGAAUGCCCUUGACAUUGUGUGUCCCCUUUCCAUUAUUCGAAGGACCUGGCGGUACCGCUUCACCACAUCCGAUAUGGUUGUCACUGAAAAUGGAAAAAAAAUCCAUUUCAUCACUCAAUUUGGCCCACCUGAUUGUGUUUACCUGCUCGAUACUGCUCAACAGUUGGCAAAUCAUUUGUUUGAUCUGUUUUAACAAUUGAUUUCCGGAAAAGAAAAAUGUUGAAUUGAUAAACAAUUCUGUUAUUUAAAAAAAAAGUACUGGUAUUGAUAAAAAAUGAGUUAAUAAUGGUUAAACACAAUACAAUUCCAAAAUGGUCAAGGGGUUCACAAACUUUCAAGCAGCACUGUAUAUGUAAUUUCUGAACCUAAAGAAAUACAGGACAAUUAUAUCAUUUACUUUACCACGAUAUCCUUUGGCCUUUGACUUCUUCGACUUCUUCGACUUUUUGCUCCUUUUUUUUGCUUUUUUCUUGUGCUUCCUCUUUUUUUUUCGGCCAUCAGAGGAGGAAGAGCUGCUGCUGCUGGAAUCUGAGUCUGUGCUGGAGCUGCUACUUGCGUCAGUGUUUGACUCUGGUUCGGGGUCAGUGUUGUCCACUGUGUCACCUAGGAAAUGACGAAAAGCAGAAAAAAGCACUUAAAACAACUUUUAAGGGUAACUUUACCCCCAGUCUCAGCAUAACUUGUCACACUGCACAAUUUUGAAAAAUGCGUUCUGACCAAGGUUCUGACGGCUCAGUUAGGAAGGAGGUGGCUGUAAAGGACACUGGGUUAAUCUAGCUGUCACUCAGGAAGAUCUAAAUGAUAUAACUUCCUUGAAAAGCAGAGUGACAGAGAGUCUAAGGGCGCUAUCGCUACACGAUGUGAGCUCAUGUCACACAGAUGUGUUGUUUGAGGUGGAGGAUUUUUCUGAUUUUAAAUUGUUGGAGGGCAAUUCGGAAGUAGAUGAUGUAUCUUGAUAGUAGUGUUAUGAGACAGAGUAGCCUGAGUGAGUGAGCGAGAAUGGCAGUGUGUUGUUGUUUGAGGGAUUUCAGUGAGUGAAUGGACGAGCGAGGAGAGCGAGCGGUAGCAUGUGUCUGGGUGUGUAAAUGCAAGCGAGAGAAAGCAGCAUAAGCUAAUGCAACCAACUGUAAAGUGAGUGCAACGGGAAUAAAGUAAGCCUGUCAAGAAUCGGUGUCCUCCUCAUUCCGAACCACUGCCGGUAGAGUUAAGGGUGUUACCGUAACAGUUGUGUAAUUUUUAAAAGAGCGCAGCUGGCUGGCUUUGCAGCGUUCACCUGUAAGGCGCAGGUGUGAAUAGUGCCCACCUGAUAUGCUGAUGUCUAUCAGAUGUUGUGACGUAGAGUGACCCUCCUACAAUGGGUGAACUCCAAUAUUGUGAUUGUUGUAGUGAAGCCACAUACAUUACAGUUUUUUUUCGAUCGCUAACCUGAAAAAAACCCACAUUGAGCUCCAGUUAUGGGCACAACUGGAGCUCAAUGUGCAAAAAUCUAACUACAGUCUGCACUACCAACAGUCACUGGAGCUGAACAGUUCACAUCACCUGCAAAAUAGGCUCAGAGCAGUAAACACUAUGAACCAGCCUCAUCGCGAUGACACAUAAUGUCACUCAGAACACAUCCACACUCUCACUGCCACUCUUCUCCCUCCACCAACCUUUCUUCCUUGGUCCAUUUCCAAAAGAAAGUAUUUUUGCACUUUCCCUAUAUACUGUAUAUGUUCACUCACAAGUCUAAAACAAGACACCUUGUGUUUCAGUUGAAAUAGCAAUCCACAGUAGGGCUUUGACUUUUGCCCAAAAGUCAUAUUCGAAGUUCGUUUGUUUAUUAAUAUUAAUAUUUGAAUAUAUUCGAAUAUUUAUUAAUAGUAUUUUGACCAUUUAAUGCCUUCAGUAAGACCUGGGCUGAAUCCAAAUACUUAGUACAUACUAUUUCUGUUCAGUGUCUACUGAACAGAAGCGUUCUACGCAUAGCUGAAGACCAUACUACACUGUCAAGUGUAGUACGGUCUACAGCUAUGUGUAGAACGCUUCUGAAAGCUUCCGAACACCGCCGAAACUCCACCGGAUGUUUGGAGAUGACGUAUCUCCCCUCAGAUGCCGGCAAAACUACCUUGAUAAGUUACCUGUUUUCCGUCUUGUCAUCGUUGCUAUAAAAUUAAAAAUGUCUCUUUUUACUUGAUGACUUACUUUACUUUUUUACUCUUUUUAAUGACUCUUUUUUCGCCGCUUUCUACGACGUCUUUCUAAGCCGCUGUUGGUAGUGUCGGGUCAGCCAUCACUUCUUCGUUCGUUACCAGACUCCGGUUGCAUUGUGGGAUAGCGUAGUGACCUACCGUUGUAUACUGUGGCGGUAGUACCAAUGGGUAGUACGCAUUCUUUAACGUUUUCUGUACUACACAAUGCGUACUGAGCAUUCGGACGCGCUAUAUUUGUGGCGUACUACAAAAUGCAUACUAUAAGUAUGAGUAUUCGGAUUCAGCCCUGGAUUGGGUUUUGCAAGGUUAGUUUACCGGCGUUGCUAUGGUUACCGGUCUUGUGUGUUCCAACGGUUUAUUGGGUUUCUGAUAAAUCGCUGUCUAAUCAAUACUUCAUUCACUGCCUCUUCCGUGGUCAUUACAAUAUUAUGAAUAGACUGCGUCGGGUUCUCCGACGUCUCUCCUCUUGGCCUGCCGAUAACAGGUUCGAAUAUUAAGGGCUGCCUAAUAUUCGUUGAUUUAUUUUUUGAUAUUCGAAUUACCGGUAUAUUCGAAUUACGAAGUUCGAAGUCAAAGCCCUAAUCCACAGUGUUUAAAAUGCACCAGGAUGAAGUCCAUUCUGUUUUGAAUGUGUGGUUUACAGUUGUGACAGCAGUGUGUUAGCAUUUGAUCAAAGUGCUGAAAAUCCACAGUGUUGUGCAGGUUGUGAUAUAAGCCAUGAGAUAAGUGUGUAGAGUUCUGAAAAUUGUGUUUAAGCAAUGAAAAAUUAGCUAGUGGUUGGUCCACAGGAACUGCAUGCUGAGUUUUGCACGUGUCGCUCCAGUUGUGCCCACUGUGGUUAAGCGAUCAUAAAAAACUGUAUUGAAGUCCUCAGGUAAUACUAUACUCUAGCUUUACAAACCUUGCUCUGCUGAAGGCCUUUGCUCAAGCUGCUGCUUCAGUAAAGCAUUCUCCUCCUCCAGCAACUCGAUCCGGGUCUGCAGCUCUUCUGACCGCUUCUUCCAUUGGACUUUGCCUAGUUGAAAAAUAAUAUUUUCCAUAUUAACAACUGCAACAUAUGACAUGAUAGAUAACAAAUUCAUGUUAGUAGAGUAUAUGAGGCAAACUUGUAGGAAAAGUAAAAUGUUGAUCUAUAAAACAUACUACUGAAGUCUCGACUGGACACACUGACAAGCAUAGAAGAAAUUCAAAUCUCCUCAUGAAGCACAUGAAUCUGCACCUGCCACUGUCAGGCAACUCGGAGUCCAACAAAAAUAAUCCCACACAAGGAUCAAUUCUUCCCCACCAUAAUAUGUGUUAAGGUGUGUUUUUCUGCACAAUCCUCCUCUCUCUGGAUGUGUUUUACAUAGCGUGGUUCCAGAGUACGCCUGUUUUAGGCACCUGAAUACUGUGGAUAUUGUCUUUAAUAAUCGUGAUUACACUGUCAAUCAAAAUAAUCGUGAUUAUGAUUAUGAUUUUUGCCAUAAUACACAUGCUGAUAUGUUCAGCGAUCAGAUGGAGAGGAGCGUCUCCCGUAGCCUACAGUGCCAACAGGUUCACGCUGCGCUUUGCAUGAAGUGUGUGUGUUUUUAUUUUUCUUCCCAACGGGACCGUCAAUACUGUCCCAGUGUCAGUUUGGAGCUGAACUGCGCCGAACUGACACCCAGCUGAUACACAGCUAAAUCAGCUGUGUUUCAGCUUGAGCCUAUUCUUCUCGCGAGCCGCGCGUCCAGCAGCAAAAAUACAGUAGGCUAUACAUUAUGUUUCACAUCGUAGGCUACAAACCACAUAACGUGGCAUUGACAUAGGGCUACAUAUUAUAAACAUAUGAAACAACAAUAAUUAGAUGUUUUUCUUCUUUAUUUAUAGGCUAGAUGUAGGCAUUUUUAUUAUUUUUAACCCCAUAUUAUAUCAAUGAUAUAUUUCGCAGUUUUUAUUUCGAUCUUCCUGCUUCUCUCCACCCCAGAAUGUCUGUCCAAUGAAUGAAUGACCUCAGAUCACGUGUGGUUUUGCUUCGUAAUGCUGGUUCACUUGCAAAAGGGGCAGUAUGAAAGUGGACCACACCAAACAAAAAAAAUCUAAAUUCUAUUUGGUCUGGACCAAAGCAAGUGAACCAACGGACUUUCCAUGUGUGAAUACACCUUAAGUCACACCACUAAAUACAUGAGUAAUACCAUCUGAUGACACUAAAAUGCGCCUUGAUAGGCGCUCAUAGGCGCACAGGUCACACGAGACAAAAACCUGCAAAAAUUAUGUAGAUAAAUAUCACUGGUAAGGGCUUCUGUUUUUGGUUGAAAUACAGUUGCUUAAUUGCAGCUGAAUUAUUACUUUGAAAAGUAGUCUAGCCACCGUCUCGCAAUUAAACGCUUGUGGUGGCGUUAAUAAAAAGUCCCACAAUUUUAUGGUUCAUGGUCUAAAGCUAAUUAUGAGCCUUUGGUUGAUAUCCAGACAAUCCUCUAUUAUUCAGUUGGCAAUGACCACCCGCAACACUGCUACAUGCGCCAAAGUAUGUGAAUAUCGAGAUGGGAAGAAAAGUCUACGAUGUCGCCAAGCAGCUAUUAACGUCGUCACCCCCCAGCUAAGCAAAGCUAACGUUACUAGCUCUUGCCGAGCCCGGCCAGAAACAGUUUGAGUAUUACAAUAACUUUACAAAUGUGUCAACCCAACUUACCAGCAGUAGGCAUAUCGGAGCUUUCUCCUUCAUUCCCCCGCUGUCCUUUUGAAAGGUUGCUGCAAAGAAAAGUGAAAUGCAAAAACUGCAGACACAAAAUGAAGAUGGUCUACUACACACAGUCCACAGAUCUCCACAUCUGGGAGUGCCGUCGUAAAAGAUGUGGACGUUUGAGGAGAAGUGUAAGGACCAAGUCUCUUUUCUCAAACUCACACUGUAGUCUCUUCACAUGGAUGAAGUACAUUCACAGAUUUGCACAGGGUUUGCAGCUACGGCAGGUAGACAUGCUUCAGGAUGGCAUCACUAAAAGCACUGCUACACUCUCAAUGAUGUCUAAAAAACUGCGAAGAAUGUGCCUAAAAAGCCUUAAAAGGCACAGGAAAGAAAAAGGCCAGAAAAUCGGUGGAGUCAACGCUAUCGUCCACAUUGACGAGAGCAAGUUCUGCCAUAAGCGCAAGUACGGAAGAGGGCGCUUCGGGAACAGCUGGAGGAGAAAAAGGACAUGGGUCUUUGGAAUGCUCCAAAUCAAACGGUCUGACAGGCGUCCUAUUCUUCGCCUCGUGCAGAGACGAAAUAAGGAGACCCUUGUUCCUAUCAUCAAAAAGCAUGUUAAGCAUCACAGUCUCGUCGUAAGUGAUGAGUGGAGAGCGUAUGCCGGUCUCGCCACAGAGGGCUACAGGCAUGUCAGGGUGAACCACAGCCAACAUUAUGUUGACCCUCAGACAGGACUCCAUACUCAGAACCUCGAGAGAGCGUGGCAGACCUAUAAAAAGGAAAUUUGGAGAAUGCGGGGGAAUCGGUCGGAGAAGGCCUUGAAAGAGCAGCUCUGCUUUAUUGAGUGGACCUACUGGUUAGCGAGGAAAAAUUCAGAAGGUGUCCUUGGCAGGCUUGUCAAGGACAUAAGGCGCUCCUAUCAGAAAUAGGAAGCAGAGCUUGGCAUUGAUCAAAAUAAGCUGAAAUGGACAGAGGAGAAAGGGGAGUGUUUUAAUUUAUUUUUAAAAGAAAAGUUUUUGUUGUAUAUGUUCAAACGGUUUAUAGUAUUCUUGGUUCUUUUGACUCUUCAAACUCUUCCUUUGUAAAAAGAGUUCUGUUAAAGAUUAGUUUUUUUUUAAUAAUAAAGUUGUUUAUUUCACUUUAUUUCACACUUGU